AUGGCAGAGAAAGUGUUUGGGUUUGAGCGUGAUACCUUCAUCUUGCAUGAAGAUAUUUUUCAGCUUGCAUCCAUGGUUGCGAUAGGAGCCAUUGUGAUUGCAGUAUACAUGAGUUACCUAUUUGACCUUUUAAAAAUGGCAAAUAUGGUAAACCUUGUUGGCCUUGUCAACCUUGCACAAUUAGCGCUCAAUCUAGAUUGUUAUCUCAAAGAUCACGGCAUCUAG
Messenger RNA from Prunus armeniaca (apricot), 225 nucleotides. Lineage: Eukaryota; Viridiplantae; Streptophyta; Magnoliopsida; Rosales; Rosaceae. The record is from the annotation of a GenBank genome assembly.